Messenger RNA from Nymphaea colorata (pocket water lily), 1113 nucleotides. Its product is annotated as LOB domain-containing protein 4. Bases 390 to 893 code for a protein of 167 amino acids. The record is from RefSeq and is a predicted model, not a curated record. The transcript is spliced from 2 exons. NCBI's taxonomy places the organism in Eukaryota, Viridiplantae, Streptophyta, Magnoliopsida, Nymphaeales, Nymphaeaceae.
UCUCUCUCUCUUCAUUAUAUGCUGUCCCUCCCCCCCAUUUAUGAGAGGCCCCUCUCUGCUUCACUCUAGAAAAUGUUGGGGAGGCAAGCAGUUUGUUGCGAUCGGGGGGUCGUCUGUAGAUCUUUAAUUAGUUUCUUCCAUUUUCUCAUCUUCUCUGGUGGGUGGUAGCAGAGCUGACGACAUUGGUAGUAGCAGUAGAAGUAGCAGUAAAAGCAGCAGUGGGGAGAGGUUUAUAGGCGAGUGUGAGGUCCCCAAGAGGAGAGUGUCCAGUGUUUGUAAUUGUUGGUGUAUUUGUUGUAUGUUGUCCUGAGCGAUCGGUUCAUUUGCUGUCGGAAAACAGAAGGAAGGAGGGGAAAGAUCGAGGGAGAAAAAGAAAAGUAGAGGGAAGGAUGAGAGAAGGAGGGAGGAAGCAGGGGACGUCGUCGCCGUGCGCGGCCUGCAAGCUGCUGAGGAGGAGGUGCACCCUCGACUGCGUCUUCGCCCCUUACUUCCCCUCCGACGAGCCCCAGAAGUUCGCCAACGUCCACAAGGUCUUCGGCGCCAGCAACGUCAACAAGAUGCUCCAGGAGCUGCCUGUGCACCAGCGGAGCGACGCGGUGAGCAGCAUGGUGUACGAGGCGAACGCAAGGGUUCGGGACCCAGUCUACGGGUGCGUGGGCGCGAUCACGUCCCUCCAGCGGCAGAUCGACGUGCUGCAGACGCAGCUGGCGCUGGCGCGAGCCGAGGUGCUGCACAUGCGGAUGCGCCAGGCCGCAGCGCCGCUGGCCGCCGUAUCGAACCUCAUAGAGAACCCGCCCAGCGAGCCCAGGUUGGCCCACCCGAGCCGGACGUUGUUCGGUCUGGAGGACAGCUUCCAUCAGGCUAACAUUGGCGAGACGCUUUGGUCAUGCUAGCUAGCUAGCUCAUCAACCAGCACCUACUUUAAGCGACUCUCUCUCUCUCUCUCUCUCUCUCUCUCUCUCUCAUGAUGAAGUUGUUAUUUAUUGUAGGGCGUGGCUACGUGUUUAUGUUAUUUGAAGAGCAGUAGAUUACACUUAUGUUGGUUUCCUUUAUCAACACUUUUUGUACAUAAAUCUUUUGAUCAUAGAGUUUAUGCUUGAUUGAGGUAGCUCA